This is a messenger RNA of Suillus fuscotomentosus, 1140 nucleotides long. RefSeq lists its product as uncharacterized. The transcript is spliced from 9 exons. The record is from RefSeq and is a predicted model, not a curated record. Bases 1 to 1140 code for a protein of 379 amino acids. Lineage: Eukaryota; Fungi; Basidiomycota; Agaricomycetes; Boletales; Suillaceae.
AUGCCUGCAUCCGCGUGGAAUGGACCCAAUUUCAUUGCAACAGUUCAUGUCACCCAGCCAACACCCGUCGCCAUCAGCUCGAUGACAGGCAUCUUCGUGCUUGUCUUCCUCGUCAAAUGUGAAGCAGCAAAGGGGAAAAAAUGGCGUGGAUUGGGAGUAUCAUUUCGGAUAGUACCCAUAGCUGGCGCUCUCUCGUACGUUGAUACGCAUGAAAAGGCUACAGGUUACAUUGAAGACCAUAGCAUAAAUGGCAUCCAACGCUGCAGAUUUGUCCUUGGACCUAAUGCAGACAUCUUGCCCCAGGGAUGCACGGAGCGCACAGAUGACUCCGCUACCCAUAUCGCUGAAGACUCGGACUCCGGUAGCCGGUGCUCAGCGUACACAGCACUCGUUACUCAUUGCAAUCCUCGCGGGUGUAUUCGGGACGCAAGUACUGGGCUAGCUUCUCUCCAUCGGGUGCUCCUUUACAACCGCUUCAUUGUUGCCCAGCCCAGGCUCAACGUCAGCGGUCACGGUGGUUACGAAGAAAUCACAAACUAUACUAGUAUGACCCACUCCCUAACGGUGAUAUCUGUUGACGGUCUUUGUCCUUCGAAUUUGCCACGCUUCCAAACCUUCAACCCUGAUAUGGAGAAUCUGUAUGACGGCGCACAACCGCCAGUAGGCCAAAGACGUUCGUACACAAAACACAGUAGUUAUGUCGCGCUGUCUGGAGGUUUUAUGGGGUACAUCCCCCUUCCAAGUUCAGAAGGAGAUCAAGAGCAUCCCAGUGCAAGCGCUGGGCCUGACUCGCAGAGUCACACCCUACCAAUACAAUCCUCCAUCACACUUCCGAGUCCAGGCUCAGACUUAGUCACGGUGCCCACGCCAAUCUCAACAUCACCUACCAGUGCGCCCCCGUCGUCUCCACCGCCUUCAGACCAUCCCAUCCUUCCAUCGUCUGACAAUUACGAGUCGGCCCCAGAACCACAGUCAUCGGUGGUUGAUAGCCAAGCCACCUUCGAGUUGCUGCAGGCAUUGGCAUCGGUGGUGCCCGGAGUCGGUAGUGUUGAAUUUCCAGAUGAGUUACACUCCCAGGAGUUGGAGGACUCGCAGUACAAUCAGUUGGAGGAGGAGAUUAUUCAAUGGCCCGUGUUGUAG